AUGAGCAUUGAAAUUGCAACCACGUUAACUUUAAACCAAUUUCAAACAGCAUUAGGGCUUAUUCUUAAUAUUGCUGGUUUAACAUGGACUUUUUUAUUGACUAAUGCCGUGAAAGUACGGAUGCUAAAUCAAUUUGUUAAUGAUCAUGAGGUACCUAUAUUGGAAGCUAUAGUACCAACUAACAUUAUGGAUGCGCAAAUAACAAAUGACUUUCAUAGAUCAGCGUACGGUUCUUAUGCAGAAGUAAGUACAAUGAUGCAGAGAAGAAAUAAGAGUGGCGUACCAGGUGAUAUAUUAGUAGGACAAAUUCCUUUAGACCCUCGUUGGAAAUUCAAUACUCGUCUUGAUGUUGAUCCUUACCCAUGGAGAAGCUCGUGUUCACUCUAUAGAUCUGGAGUGAUCCAAACAAAUAUGAACACUUCUGUUCUAAAUUUAGUACCUACUAUAAUCGAAGCAUUUCCAGAAGUACAUGCAGAGUAUAAAUUUCGUAAUAGUCCUGAUGGAUACAAUUAUACAAAAGAUAAUUAUGAAUCAUUUAAAUAUUAUAAUACAACCAAUAGUGAAGAAUAUCGAGCAAAUGGUGCUUUCAUAGUAAUGAUGGAAGAGUUUACACGAGGAAACGAUUCUGACAUAAUUGGAUUCGAGUACAUAAACAGACUAUGGACACUUAGGGUUCCUGAAGCAUUUAGAAUCCUUUAUAACCCAGAUAAUGUGACAGAAUUUGAAAUUAUAUUGGUACCUGUUGUUGUUAAGGCAUACACAUGUAAAGUAGAACGUGUUAAAGUGGGUCAAAACGGGAGUUAUAAUCUACUAGGACGCUUCAUAGACGCAGACGUUGAUGUAGCUGGCGUUCUAACUGGAAGAAUUUGGACUCUUGCUGUUAUAAACGGACAUGACACCUCGAUAUAUGAAUAUAAUCCAGACCACUGGUCAUCAUUUCUUUCUACGAAAGAUACUCAGACAGCAUCGAUUGAAAAUGUACCAGUACAAAUAACUACAUCAUGUAUUUCAAUACAUCCUGUCUAUUUUAUAUUGAUGGGUGCAUACAUAAUUAUGCUUAUUAUAGGAUGUUUAUUUCGACGAAAAAUUCGUAAGGGAGGAUUGAAGGCACCGGAUACUACUGUUGGAUGGGCAAUCCUUGCCUGUAAAGCAAAUGAUUACAGAAAUUUAUCUAAUUACAAGUUAAAGAAGGAGCUUACAGAUGAUG
Molecule: messenger RNA, 1207 nt
Organism: Dentiscutata erythropus
Lineage: Eukaryota; Fungi; Glomeromycota; Glomeromycetes; Diversisporales; Gigasporaceae
Source: the annotation of a GenBank genome assembly